UCUUUUCUCAUUUUAGCGCGAAUUAAUUCUUGCUCAGAAUUCCACUCAUACUUCCGAGAAAAGAAUCUAGCGAACCCGCGCGUUUCACCUCGUUCAUUGUCGUAGAAACUCGGCGAACUUUCAUGGAAAAGACUUGGGUAGACGUAUAUACUGAUACCCCGUCUCGAGCACGCUGGCCGCAGAACGACCUUCAUCCUUCACCGAUCUCCCUCCGUGGAUCAUAGCUCGUCCGGAGAGUUUCGACAGCUAAUCUCGAGAAUCGUCUCGUUCAUCUCGCGCGAUUCAUGAUGCGAAAUCACCGCUUCUUCCUUGUGCGGCACAAAUUGUGCCUUCCCCGUUCACUUCAUCGAGUACUUUGAUUUUUUCACGAACGCGCCACUACUGUUUCAUUUGAUCGCAGCCAUUUUUUUUGAGUUUGCUGUUCCCUACCCUGUUCCUACUUUCUGUUACAGAUCUCGUACGAAGCAUAGGCGUCGCAUACGGUGCAUGAGAGAAAGAGAAAAAGAGACACUUUGUAGCGACAAGGAUGUAGCCCGUGGCAGGGUGGCUUUUCGACGACAAAAAGAGAUAGAGAAAAGACAGAGAGAGAGAGAGAGAGAAAGAGAAAGAACCACGAGUCUCGAGUCGGAAUGAUGAUGACGCGCGCGAUACAGGGAAGAGGAAUCGACCGAGGCAAGAGCAGGUUAGCCUAGAAGAAAAGGAGGGAAGAAGAGAGAUCCUCUCUUCCGGAUGUUAUCGCCGAGACUGAUAAAAACACUGCCAGGAGUAAUGACGAGCUGAGAUCGCUUCUCCGUCCGCUUUAUACCGUUUCUCCUUCGUCGAUCUUAGCUCUCUUCGCUUCUCGCUAACUGCCUCUCCACCUGCCCUGCCCCUUUUGUAUCAGCCCUACCCUCUCGUUGUACACACACGUACACAUUAAUAUCUAUACACAUCCGCCUUCUUGCGCGAGAAAUCAAAGACUGAAAAUAAAAGGUGGCGACAUGUUGGGCGUGAGUCAGCCGGGCAAUACGCCCUCGAGCUUGCGGCACUCGGCGAGCUUCUCGUGCUUGCAACGCGGCACCGCUGGCGAGGGCCAUCGCGCGAGGACCUCGACGCUUCUUCAACAACCGAGUCUACAGCUGAGCAACGGUCAUCAUCAGUACGGCGGUCAGACGGCGGCGACGCAGUGCUCGUUACUUUGCGCCAACAGUCUUCAUCAUCCUCGGCAGCAACAGUCCCGCGAGUCCUUCGAUCCCAUCGUUCAAGACGGUAACGAUUACGGCUUUGUGAGGAUCCGACCGCGGCUGCGUAGCACAAACGCGACCCUGUACCACGAGGAGGAAGUGGCGGCGGCGAAGAACGCUCUGAGGGAGCAACGGGACGCCGCCGCUUUUAGCGAUCGUGAGUGCGACUCGAAUUUUCGAGAGUGCUCGCUGAAGGUCAAAGAUCGCGAUCUUUCGCCGAAGGGAACUGCCAAGAACCAGAAUCCUUUGAAGGGCGCGUUAAUUCUCUUCACUUCGACGUCGUCUUGGUGGAAGGCCCGACAACGGGAGGAACAAUUUGCGGGAGAACGGGAGAAAAGCACCGGCAGCGGUGCCGUUCCUAUCGCGUCAUCGGUGCGCCACUGGUCCAACGCCUCGAUGGCAUCGCCCUCGAACGAGAGAAAGUGGCCGUCCUCGAUGACGUCGCCCACGAACGAGCGGAAGUGGUCCGUAAGUAACAGUCUGCUGACAUCACCAUCGAACGAGAGGAAGUGGAACAGAUCCUCGGUCUCGUCUACAUCGACGAAUCAACAGGACCGGAAGUGGCGGUCCCUCGGUGCACUUUUAAGGACUCCCGCCAACAGCACUGGCGGGAGUUCCCACGCUAGCCAGAACUCCUUGUCGCAAAAUAUGAGCGCGUCCAUGAUCGAGGGCGAGCACUUUCGCGAAGAAUCGCGCGGUUCGAGCUGCAAGGGACGCUAUCAUCAACCGACUUCCUACUCGGCGCGAGUCUCCCGAGUCAGUAGAGAUGUCUAUCGAGAAAACGGAGAGUUCGGUCAGGUCGCCGGCAGAUCGAAGGUCAGUCGCAGGUUGUACCAGGACAACGAGCCGGCGGUCGAUCGAGAUCUCGACGAGAGACAUCCCGCGCCACGUAAUCGACAUCAGCUGGACGAGUCGGAACAAUGCAGGAACAAUCGAGACGGUCGCGAGUUCUGCAGAGCCACGGAACAGAGUGCCGUCGAGACUCGCACCGCGACCACCACCAACAGAUCGAAUCGCGCGCAGAGCUUUUAUCUGCUGGAUGACUUUCUGCGGCCGCAGCCGCAGCAGCCAAGCAGGUGCACGGCGAGUGUAUUUGUGUCUCCAUCGCUGGCCGUUAGAUGCGGCCAACAAAUGCCGUGCGGCAUGCACGUCGAGCACGGCAGGUUGUGCGAGGUCAGACAGGCGACCUGCCAGCAGGCGAACGUCGGCAGUAACAUCACGCCGCCGCGACGCCACAACUCGAGUUCAGACAGCCUCGAAGUGGCCGCGAGUCCGCUGCCACCACCGGUGCCGCCGCCGCCGCCGCAGGCCGCCGCCGGCAACGCGCGGAACGACCGCGAACGGAAUGAGAACCCGAAGGACGCGAGUAAGGACGUGUGCCCGUGCAAACUAUGCUGGACCAAUAUGCAGAGAUCUCUCGUAGAAGAGGUGAGUAGGCGGUCCAAAGAACACGCGACACAAGAGAAGGGAAGGAGUCCUGGAACGUUGCACAAAGAUGUCGGCGGUGCCGGGACGAAGGUCAGCGAGAAAACGGUCGGUGGCGUCGGCACGGCGACCCUCACCACGCUCUCGUCCAUUAAUAACGCAUCCAACACCGGCCGUAACAAAAACAACCCCGUAUCUCACGAGAAAUUCGAAUUGAAGAACCCGUCUUUCUUCAACACCAAGCCAACCCGGGUGGAUAAAUCGGACAACAACAAUGCCAAUAACUCCAACAACACGAGCAACAACAUUCACAGUAUGCCGCUGCACGAACCCAUCAGCGCUACUUCUCCCGAAGUAUACGCCGGGAGACUGCCAAUGACGCCUCAGGAAGCAGUGAAGUAUUACGGCUCCAGACUGACAGAAUUCGAGCGCGCCGAGAUCGAGAAGUACUCGGAGAUCUGGUAUCUGGGUCUGUCGGCCCACAAAAUUCACGGCGAGGAGGUCUCCUCCCAGAACGGUGGCUACGACGACGAGAACGGCAGCUACAACAAGGUCCUGCACGAUCACAUCUCCUAUAGAUACGAGAUUCUGGAGGUGAUCGGCAAGGGAAGCUUCGGUCAGGUGAUUCGAGCGCUGGAUCAUAAAACCGGACAGCACAUCGCCAUCAAGAUUAUCAGGAACAAAAAGAGAUUCCAUCAUCAGGCUCUCAUCGAGGUGAGGAUCUUGGAACAUCUCAGGAAGAAGGAUCUGGAGGCGAACUCGCAACACAAUGUGAUACACAUGCUAGAAUAUUUUUAUUUCAGAAAUCACCUAUGCAUCAGCUUCGAACUAAUGAGCUUGAACCUGUACGAGCUAAUCAAAAAGAAUAGUUAUCAAGGAUUUAGUCUGAGUCUAAUUCGCCGUUUUGCCAACUCACUAAUUAGUUGCCUGAGACUGCUCUACCGAGAAAACAUCAUUCACUGCGAUUUAAAGCCGGAGAACGUGCUGCUGAAACAACGGGGUAGCAGCUCCAUCAAAGUCAUCGAUUUCGGUUCCUCGUGUUACAGUCAUCAGCGCGUCUACACGUACAUACAGUCGAGGUUUUACAGGAGUCCAGAAGUGAUUCUUGGUCUUCCCUACGGCACGCCGAUCGAUAUGUGGAGUCUGGGCUGUAUCUUGGCCGAGUUAUACACGGGAUAUCCGCUGUUUCCGGGCGAGGACGAGAUAGAGCAGCUCGCCUGUAUCAUGGAGGUCCUCGGCCUGCCGCCAGAGCACAUUAUCAGUCAUGCGACUCGUCGCAGGCUCUUCUUCGAUCAGAAAGGGAGUCCGCGAUGCGUGACAAAUAGCAAAGGCAAAAAGAGAUGGGCAGGUAGCAAGAACCUCUCAAUGGCUCUUCGGUGUUCCGACAUGCUAUUCGUAAACUUCGUUAGCAGAUGCCUCGAGUGGGAUCCAAAGAAACGCAUGACCCCCGACGAGGCGAUGCGUCACGAGUGGCUGACUUCGUCGUCCUCUUCGCACGUAAGCUCGUCGUCGUCGGCGAUAGCCUCGUCGACGGUGAACGUGAGCGCGAACACGACGACGACGAGCGUCGAGACGUCGCGGGAAUCUGCGCACUUGCCGCAAACGGUGAGCGUGACGGUGAGCGCGCCGCGGCAACGAGCAACAACGAUGGAAGACCCGCCCUAUACGAUGUACCGAUUGUACAAGAGUCGUAGCAAGUACGUUCAGAAGGUCUCGACCGGCACCGACGGCACCGACAACGGCGGCGGUCUGAUGGUGAAGAGCAAGUUGAACGGCAGCGCGAGCAGUCACGCCCUAGCGAGUAGUACGCAGACGGCGACAUCGAGGCACGCAUCGACCGGCGAUAUCGUCGCGAGUCUGGAUCCGAAUCUCGAUGACUCAGGCACGUUUCUGCCGCCGAUAUUGUGAAGUCGGGUUUGCGCCAGCCACUUCUAAACGCGCUAAUUCGCACGCUGAUGCGAACUAGCAACCUCGUUCUUCAGCAUCGAUGCGCGACAUGUAGAUGUUGUUUCGACGUAUAUCAAGGGCAAGCGCGAUUUGAACGGAGGGCGCGUCUAGAACUGGCUGGCCGAUUUCUGACAUUAGCGUUCCCCGAUGCCAAACGGGCUAGACACGUAGAAUCGCUAGUCUCGGCAUGUAUCGAGCUAUGAGGCCAAAAUGACGAUCUGACGAUGGGAGAGAAGAGUACCGCGGGCAUGCCGAAUGACGAGCAAUAUAGCGAUCGAUUCGCGCGUUGUUUUUGGGGGACAUUGAGACGAUGUCACUCAGGUAAACGUAACAAACUCACGCGCGCGUUAUCGUAGUUACUCGCGAAAACGUAGAUUUUCCUGCUCACAGCGAGGAUACCGGCAAUUAUUAAUGUAUACCGGUUACGUUUUAACACGGACCAUCGUAUUUAGCUGAUUCGUUUAUCUCGCGCGCACGUGUAAAGUGCACGAGGUGAUAAAAUUAGUUUAACGGGUGAUAAAAUCUCGGUCAUAGAUAUUAACAAAAAAAAUUACAAAAAAUAUUCGCAGGAUGCGUAGUUUGUCGACGAACCCGCGAACGAUUCGUCAGAUGUCGGAUAAAAAAAAUUCGCGCAAAGUGAAAGAGAAAAUCGUUUAGAAGCGCAUAAUAUACUUUAAAUGAAUUACGCGAAUAUAAGCGACGCGAUACGAUGCGCAUAUCAUCGAUAUAUGUAUCGUCGCGUAGAAAAGCGAAACAAAUGUCGACACAACGAUUCGCCUGACGUUGCAAAAUAACGUCGGGAUCACCAUCGAAUUACGGUCGCGCCGAAGAUCUGUGAGUCGACCUGUGUCGCCAACACAGGGUCGCGAUUAAUAACGAAGCGUCAAGGCGAGGAGUAACAUUAAUACGUGAAGCAUGCCCCAGUUUAACGAGGCCUGAGUAGUCUUAUUGUGAUAUUAAACUACCACUGUCUUACUUAGAUCUCUCUGAUAUUAAGAAGUAACGAUCGCUAAUAUAAUAAUUUCAAUUUACUAUUAAUCAUUAUUUUCUUAUUAUAUCUGUAAUAAUCGCUAUAUCGCUACUAUUAUCGCAAAGAUAUAGCUGCAUACUGAGGAAUAAUGAGGAAAAUCGUCGAUAAUGGCAGAAUUAACAUACUUACAUACACGCGUAGACAUGUACAGAUUGUAAUUGCGCGUAUUUUAAAUCCCAGGAACGGCAACGUGCUAGUUCGCUUUAUACAAAGUACUUGAUAAAAAAGAGGCCCGAUAAUUUUUCAAUCAUUUCUUACAACACACCGCUCUUCUGUUGUCAUUAUAUUAAUCAUUCGCGCGAUAUUGUAACACGCACUUUAUUGUAUCAAGAAUUAAUUAAAUCUAUUAAUGCGAGACGCCUCUUCGCCGCCUUCGCGCUUUAUUACUUAUUUAUAUAUUACUUGUGGCUUUCCGUCAUUGAUUAGCGAUUUGUAAUUUGAUGCGAACCCCUUUCGAAAUCACGAGCAUUUCGCGAUAUGCAGAGGAUUUGACGAAAAAAUUAUAUUGUAUAGAGUAUCGUAACAUUAGGCUACUUUUUAGACGUGGUAAUUGUUCGAUGUGCCCGUACCCAUUCUAAAGUUUCGCAAAGUGAAUGCAAGAUUCUCGAACUAAUAAUGUUAUUAAUAAUGAUAUCGUUAUGAUUAAAAACGUGAGACGCGCCCUGUUUUUGCCGUUUUCGAGUUUUCAUCUCGAAACGAUGUAUCUUCAAUUUUUUCACGUCUCUCUCUCUGUCUUUUCCUCGAUUGAAUCUUAAUUCUAUUUUAUUAUAUGGUAUGAUACCAUAAUGAAGAUCCUAUUAAAUUAUCGUGUUUUACGUGUUACUAUGGUCAAAUGUAAUUAUUGAAACAAGAACACAUGAAUGAAUACAUCGAUAUUCGUAAAUUACGAUCACGUGCAAGAGACUGAAACGAAUCAUUAUUUUACAUUGCUAACAAACGGAAAGAGCGAAAUUGUUCCUAAAUAUAAUUCAAUUCGUUCCCCAAAUCGAUAUCGCUUCAUUUCAUUUUAACGAACUCGUCGUUUAGUUCCUUUUACGAAGCGCUUGAUUCGCGGUAAGUUUUCGAACGUCUCACGCUAAUAAAUCGAAACGAAUGAAAUCGGAUUUGUCACGCAAAGUUCAUUUUAGAGCCCAAGAACUUUAGAAACAAACUAAUAUCGUACCAAUCAUAGCGGUAUCGCGCGACAUCAUCGGCGAAUGGCCAAUAAAGACGGAGCGGAGGAUAUAUUACAUUAAGAAUUACAUAUACAUAAAAAUAUAAUUCGUAUGGCGAAUCUGCCCGAACGAACGACUGACGAAGUAGCGCAUAUAUACAUAUAUAUUAUAUAUAAUAUUACGUAUUACACACAUACGAUUUUCACGAUUUGUGCGGCUUUUCGUAGUAGUCGCUCUCGACCAUCACGAAAAAAAUCUCGGGCGAGCAUUUCGUUCGAUUACUCCAGGCAAAAAGAAAAAGAAAGGAAGAAUUGACGAGCGUCUAUGAGGCGGCGAUUUUUAUCAGAGUGUAUCAAAUUAAUUAUUAACGCUCCUGAGACUUCGUCGCGGUCAUGUUAGUGUGACGUCAGAGGCGAGAUAGCACACGCUGAAAAUUCUUAGAUGCCAUUUUUAAAUGAAAAGAUAUUUAGAUGAAAUGCUACUUCAGAUGGCUUUAGAGCACACUGCUGAAGUGUUGUUUCAUCGAAAUAUCUUUUUAUUUCGAAAUGGCAUCCAACAAUUUUUAGCGUGUGUUGUUCGCCUCUAACGUCACAUUUCCAACAUAAUCAACGAGAAGCCAGGAGCGUUAAGAUGAAGAUAUGUAACGACGCUGCGUGCAUGCGUGCGUGUUCUACAUUAGAGAUUUCAUCUUCAGAAUUAACGGGAGCGAAUAAAUGUCUGAGAGAAAGAGAGUGUGUGUGUGUGUGUGACAUACGCGCGGUUAUACAUAUAUUUAUCAUUAUAAAAUAUAUACCAUUGCACGUCAAGAGAAAAAUCAUGCAAAAAAAGCGAAAAAUGAGUUUAGUCUAGGAUGCAUAGAGGAUAUAAUUAAACGCGGAGAGAGAAUACGCGCUUCGUCAUCUACGGAGUCUCUCCACCCUCAAAAAACACUGUUCAAUUGUACAGUCUUAAGUUUUUAGUUGUGUUCACUAUUGUAUACAGCGGGAUCAAAUUAUAUGUAUGUGUAUAAAAAAAAGAAACGUUGUGUAAUCUGCGUAACAUGUAUCAUCACACAUACCGACCCACGCGCGCUCGGCACGCAUGUGUCGUGCCUAAAAGAAACAUAAGAGAAGUAUGUUCGUGUAGCGAAAAAUGCGCUAAUAAUCUUAUGUUUUUGUUCAGUGUCGGUUAACUUGGAUACAGGCCAAGUAGGUCUUUGUCUCUGGGAAGAGACAAAGAAUCGAUAUAAGCUGCAAUUGAAGUUAACUGACGUUAGCAAAAUCGGGAUUACAAAAAAAUAUAUUUAAAAAAUUAAUAAAAUAAAAAGGCAAAGCAUGUUGUUAGAUAUCAUCCUAGAAACAGCGAAUUGGAGGUGAAAACUCGUGUUCGUCAAAAAACUGUAAGUUACUUGACUUUGUAAUCUGGUCAAUUCGUCAUUUACGAAGGAAUAGAUUUGUAUUGCCGUAUUUCGGGAUGAUUUUUCAACAUCGUUCCCGCGGACGGAAAAGAGUCAGUCGCUUUUUCUAGUCCAGGAUGUAACGAACGUGCUCCGAACGUAUACACACAUCUCGCUCGAAUACGAUGGAGAGGAAGAAUUAUGCGAAAGAGAUCGAGAAUUCUCUCCGAUUUUCCAGUAAAAAAAGGAUGCUCCUCCACGCGGCGUGUAUCCGUUUAGGUCAGUGUGUAACUAAUUAUCGAGUUUUAACGACGCGAUUAGACGCUAUCGAAUUAAAUUAGUGUAAUGCGUGUGCGUGCGUAACUCUUUUUUCCCCUUCUCGCGAUGGAUUAAACACAUCCUUAUCCAAGAAGAUAUCCCUGAAUGAUGUUCAUCGCGGAGAAUCAUCGUCGCGACGGCCUCGUAGAUCAUCCUCCAGUAGGACAAUCAUAGAGUUACGCGUUUACGCGAUAGUAAGUUUUUCGUUAGGUAAUAGAUGCGAGAGAGAUUCGUCUCUUAUUUGCGAAGCUCGUCGAUACGUAAAACGGAUUCCCAAACGGGAAUCGGAUGACGAAGAGUCGUUUUAGAUUAUUAGACGCCGAUGCGCGACGAAAGUUGCUCUGCGAUUCUGCCUCUGAAGGCGGAAAACAGAUCUCGGGGUAACAGAUCACGCGGAUAAUUAAAACUAUCUAAGGGAAAGGGAAGGGGAGGGGGGAAGAAGAACCUACUCUGAUAAAUGAGAGCGAAGGAUUCACAGUGAUUUGUAAUUUGGCGUUCAACUGCGGAUGUCUUGUUAUAAACGUUAAUAAGUGCGAGUUCGUCAAUUUUUGCCCAGACUUAAUUAUAGCAAAGAGAGAAUUGCUAAAUAAUAAAUGAUUAUUAUAAUUGACAUUAGUAUAUAUGUAUGUAAUGAUACGAUACUGAAGCAUCAUCAUCUUUUGUAUCAUUUGUUUGUUUGUUUUUAUCUUACUGCGUUUGUCUUUCAUUAUUAAUGCAAUACCAAGAUGACUCAGUUUCGACUCAGUAUAUCAUCUUGUGUGUAAAUAUAUACUAAUAAAAAAAUAUAUACACAAACGCAA
This is a messenger RNA of Nylanderia fulva, 9272 nucleotides long. RefSeq lists its product as uncharacterized. The record is from RefSeq and is a predicted model, not a curated record. Gene Ontology annotation, cellular component: cytoskeleton; nucleus; cytoplasm. Gene Ontology annotation, molecular function: protein serine/threonine kinase activity; protein serine/threonine/tyrosine kinase activity; ATP binding. Lineage: Eukaryota; Metazoa; Arthropoda; Insecta; Hymenoptera; Formicidae. Gene Ontology annotation, biological process: peptidyl-threonine phosphorylation; peptidyl-serine phosphorylation.